Molecule: messenger RNA, 1347 nt
Organism: Triticum turgidum subsp. durum (durum wheat)
Lineage: Eukaryota; Viridiplantae; Streptophyta; Magnoliopsida; Poales; Poaceae
Source: the annotation of a GenBank genome assembly
AUGGCAGCGGCGGCGUACACGGCGAAGCUCUCCGGCUGCACCCGUCCGCUCCCCAGCACCCUAAGCUCCAGCCCCCGCGCCACCCGCCUGGCCCCAUUCGCGUCACGCUCCCGGCCCCGCGCGCUUCUCGCCGCCGCCGCCGCCACCCUCCGCGAGGUCUGCUCCGGCCGCGUCCCCGACCACGUCCUCCAGAGGGCUGAGGACGUCGGGUACACCUCACCGACCGAGGUGCAGGAGCAGUCCCUGCCGGUGCUCCUCUCCGGCCAGGACUGCAUCCUCCACGCCCAGACAGGUUCAGGGAAGACGCUGGCCUACCUCCUGGCGGUCUUCUCGGCGAUAGACGUCGGGCGGUCCUCCGUGCAGGCGCUGGUCAUCGUGCCGACGCGGGAGCUCGGCAUCCAGGUCACCAAAGUCGCCAGGCUUCUCGCGGCGAAGACUUGCAACGUCAUGGCUUUGCUUGACGGCGGGAUGCUGACGAGGCAGAAGAGCUGGUUAAAGGCAAAGCCCCCUGCGAUAAUUGUAGCAACUGUUGCAAGCUUGUGCCAGAUGGUUGAGAAGCGUGCUUUCAGUCUUGGAUCAAUCAAAGUAUUAGUUAUCGAUGAGGUUGAUUUCAUUUUUGGAUCAUCAAAGCAAGUGAACUCCCUUCGCAAGAUACUAAAUUCUUACACAGCAGCAUCCAGCCGUCAAACCGUCUUUGCUAGCGCAUCCAUACCUCAGCACAAUCGCUUUGUGCAUGAUUGCGUGCAACAUAAAUGGACCAAGAGCGAUGUGGUUCAUGUUCAUGUCAACCCUGUCCAGCCCAUGCCUUCACACCUACGUCACACAUAUGUGAUCUGCAGUAAGAAGGAACGGUUGCAUGUUUUGCUAUCCUUGCUUGAGAGGGAUGCACCAAAGUCGGUGAUUAUAUUUGUCGCUCAACAGUCUGAGAAAUCAAAAAGGGCUGGAAAUCCUCCGUCGUCCACACUUGUUGUCGAAUUCCUGAGAACAGAGUAUAAAGGCAUCCUGGAGGUGCUUGUGCUAGAAGAAGAUAUGAAUUUCAACGCUCGGGCUACCUCGUUCACUGAAGUCAAGGGAAAAGGUUUCCUGCUAGUUUCGACGGACAUAGCGAGCAGAGGGUUCGACCUUCCGCAGACCAGCCACAUAUACAACUUCGACCUUCCUAAGACGGCGACCGACUACCUCCACCGCGCCGGAAGAACCGGGAGAGAACCGUUCUCCAAGUCGGAGUGCAGCGUGACGACCCUCAUAACGGAGGAGGAGCACUUCGUGCUACAGAGGUUCCAGAACGAGCUCAAGUUCCACUCCCAACAGCUGCCCUUGGAGUCCAUGUUUACUUUCAACUUGUAA